AUGAUUCUACAGCAAACGCUGAAGCACAUAGCAAUAGGAUUUAUCGCGCUGGCUUACUUCCAAAGAGCUGCCUGUGCAGACUUGCUAGAAGACCUACAAAACAUAAAAAAGUAUUUGAACAAUAAGAAAGAUUGCAUAGAAAUAGGUAUAGAAAUCCGCAGUGAUUUUAUUGACAGACUAAAAGCUUCUUGUACGGACAACAAGCUACUAUAUGAUUUUUUUAACAAUGGUAUAAAGGAGGGAAAAGAAAAGCUGGAAAAGGUCCAAGAAGCAUCAGAUGCUCUUUAUGACGGUAUACAACCCAUGGUGGGAGAAAUAGAAAAUCUGGAUGAGUUAAAAUAUAGCAGUAAGUUUAGCGAGAAAGUAAAAGGUUUACACAAACAGAUGAUGGAGGAUUCCCUUCCAGUAGGGCUUGAUAUGAGCAAUUCAGUGAGCAAGUGCAUGCAAAAAUUCGAUUCUCACAUGCUUGAGCUAAUAAGUCAAUACAAUGAAGUAUUUAAUGGCAAAAGAAGAGUAGAAGAUCUAGCACUGUUUAAGCUGGCAAAGAAGAACAAGCCGCUGGCUGCUAGCAUAAUAUACUCUCUUUUCAGAACAAAGCCAUAUGAAACAGAUAAAGAGCUGAAAGACGCACUGGAUUAUAUAUAUACAAAAAUGGAAAAUCAUGUUUUUUCAUCAAAUCUAAAAAGCUACAGUGAAGCUAUAAAGAGAGAUGCAGAGAAGAAUAAACUGGAUGUACUGAAAUUCGCAGAUAGACACCUCCACAUACUAUUUCAUACAUCUGGGGGCAGCGCAGAUGAAGUGGCAAUCUAUCUUGAUCUGAUAAACAAGAAGCUUUCUAGCGAAGAAGUAUGGAAGUAUAUAAGAACAAUAAUACCUGCACAAGUUAUAAAAAUAAUAAUGAUGGAGUACGAAAUUAACAUGAACGGAGGCCUGAUGGACUAUAAAAAGAACCUUUUAUUUUCAAAUCUUGGAAGGAUAAUACAUAUUGUAGCCAAAGACAGUGAAGUAACCAAAAAAAUGCCAGGAAAAACACAGAGCGACAUUCUUGAUCUUCUGACUCUUCUGUGGAGUAAAUACGGAGUGGAAGAAGCAAGAAUGCAACAUGCCAGAAGUGAUAUGGAAUUGCUAAAACACUAUAACAUCAAAGAAGAUGACUUUUUAAGCAUGCAGCGCGGUUUUAUGUCUACCAGCUGGAUGUUUGACAUUUCUGGAUCAGCACAGCACAAUGUGCAUGAUGAUAAGAAUAAAGUUGAAAAGCUCUUUGACAUCUGCUACACCCACCCUAUGCUGUAUCUAUACAAACGAUGCGAGAGUAUAAGCAAAGAGGCUAAGAAAAAAAAGCAGUCCAAUGAAAAACCUUUUAUGGAAGAAGAUUCAAAUGGUAUUUCUAUGCUUAGACUGUACAAAAUAAGUAGUAAAGACAGUGAUGAGGUAUGGGUGCAGAAUAUAAAAAGCUGCAUCAAGGCAUGGUUUUCACAGUACACCAAAAUUAUCUACAAAAGAGAAGACGGCCAAGACUAUGAGAUAGUAGCUAAUAGCUUUGUCAUUUAUUUGGAAAAGUCAGUGUAUUUUGCAAGAGGGCGUGCAGUUACUAGCCCUGAGUAA
Nematocida minor is the source of this 1605-nucleotide messenger RNA. RefSeq lists its product as uncharacterized. The transcript has a single exon. The record is from RefSeq and is a predicted model, not a curated record. Lineage: Eukaryota; Fungi; Microsporidia. The coding region runs from base 1 to 1605 and encodes 534 amino acids.